Apaloderma vittatum (bar-tailed trogon) is the source of this 804-nucleotide messenger RNA. Its product is annotated as kininogen-2-like. The transcript is spliced from 2 exons. Lineage: Eukaryota; Metazoa; Chordata; Aves; Trogoniformes; Trogonidae. The annotation marks the transcript as partial. The record is from RefSeq and is a predicted model, not a curated record.
GCACCGUUGCCAUGUGAAGCACAAAUUCACGUGAUCCCAUGGGAGAAUAAAAUCUCACCCCAGGUUAACUGCUCUAAAGAACGGACAAUGGCUGUACUUGUAAGAAGGCCUCCCGGAUUCACACCUUUCCGAAGCUUUGCUCUACUACAGGAGCCAAACAAAAUUUUAUCCUCUGAUAAAAAUGAAGAAGAAGGACAAAGACCUGGUAAAGAAAUGAGAAAAGAUGGUAGGCAGGAACCUGAAGGUGAAGGUGAACCUGAGCAUGAACACGGGCAUACACAUGGGCAUAAACACGGGCACGGACAUAAAAAGCAUCAUAAGUCUGACAAAAGGCACAGGCAUGAAAAUGGUUGUGGGCACAGAACUGGCCAUGGGUGUGGGCAUAAAAAACACAGUAAAAAUGGUAAACAUAAACAUUCAACCCCCAAAUCUUCUGAGGAGUCCAAUGAAAGAGGUUUUAAUCAAAACGAAACCUUCCCAACAUCCCAUGCUGAAAGAGCAUCAGAGCUAGUUAACCCAGGGGUUGCAAGAAAAGCAACCAGCACACCUGCAGAACCACUAAUUCUUCCUGAUACUUCUUUAUUUAAUGGGUUGCCAGAUCGCCCAGAACCUCGUCACCCUAGAUGUCCUGGAAAACCAUGGAAAUCAAUUAUGGACCCUCCAGCUCCUUCUAGCUUUCCCAGAGAAUUCACAGACGAGGAUCUCUUGCCUUCGACAGCAGAGAACAUCAAUCCAGCAACAGAAAGCUCAACGCCUCCCCCAGAAUUAGAUUUUGACCUCUCAGACGCUCUAAGCACAGAGUGA